Asparagus officinalis (garden asparagus) is the source of this 1602-nucleotide messenger RNA. Its product is annotated as calcium-dependent protein kinase 2-like. The coding region runs from base 63 to 1454 and encodes 463 amino acids. Gene Ontology annotation, biological process: protein autophosphorylation; intracellular signal transduction; peptidyl-serine phosphorylation. Gene Ontology annotation, cellular component: cytoplasm; nucleus. The transcript has 8 exons. The record is from RefSeq and is a predicted model, not a curated record. Lineage: Eukaryota; Viridiplantae; Streptophyta; Magnoliopsida; Asparagales; Asparagaceae. Gene Ontology annotation, molecular function: ATP binding; calcium/calmodulin-dependent protein kinase activity; calmodulin binding.
UUCCACCUCCCCCUCCAAACCCUCAUAGCCCGUCCCCAUCGGCCCCCGUCCUCGGCAAACCCAUGGAGGACGUCAAGUCCACCUACACCAUGGGGAAAGAGCUCGGCCGAGGCCAAUUUGGCGUCACCCACCUCUGCACCCUCAAGUCCACCGGCCAGCAGUUCGCCUGCAAGACCCUCUCCAAGCGCAAACUCCACAACAAGGAGGACAUCGAGGAUGUUCGGAGGGAAGUCCAGAUUAUGUACCAUUUGGCUGGCCAGCCUAACAUUGUUGAACUUAAGGAGGUUUUCGAGGAUAAGCACUCCGUGCACCUUGUCAUGGAGCUUUGUGCUGGAGGGGAGUUGUUUGAUAGGAUUAUAUCCAAGGGGCAGUACACUGAGAGGGCGGCUGCGUCGCUGCUAAGGACUAUCGUGCAGAUCGUCCACACGUGUCAUUCGAUGGGGGUUAUUCAUAGGGAUCUUAAGCCUGAGAAUUUCUUGUUGUUGAAUAAGGAGGAGGAUGCUCCUUUGAAAGCCACUGACUUUGGACUCUCUGUCUUCUUUAAACAAGGUGAGAUUUUCAGAGACAUCGUCGGCAGUGCCUAUUACAUUGCACCAGAAGUCCUAAAGAAAAAAUACGGGCCAGAAGUAGAUAUAUGGAGCAUAGGGGUGAUGCUAUAUAUUCUUCUAUGUGGAACUCCUCCCUUUUGGGCAGAGUCGGAGCAUGGAAUAUUCAAAGCAAUUCUCGAGGGACCAAUCGAUUUGAGUAGUGACCCAUGGCCACAUAUCUCAGAUGGUGCAAAGGACCUUGUCAAAAAGAUGCUAUGCAAAGAUCCUCAGAAAAGACUGACAGCUUUCCAAGUCCUCAAUCAUCCAUGGAUCAAAGAAGAUGGAGAAGCACCUGAUGUUCCUCUUGACAAUGCUGUCCUCGGCAAGCUCAAACAAUUCAGGGCAAUGAACCAGUUUAAGAAAGCUGCUUUGAGGGUGAUAGCAGGGUGCUUAUCAGAAGAAGAGAUUAGAGGUCUGAAGGAGAUGUUCAAGAGAAUGGACACUGAUAACAGUGGUACCAUAACCCUUGAGGAGCUCAAGCAAGGUCUUCUUUCAGAGCAGGGAACCAAGCUAUCCGAGGCGGAAGUUAAACAACUUAUGGAAGCUGCUGAUGCUGAUGGUAACGGGACUAUAGACUAUGAUGAGUUCAUUACUGCAACUAUGCAGCUGAACAGAAUGGACAAAGAAGAGCAUUUAUAUACGGCAUUCCAAUUUUUCGACAAGGAUAACAGCGGCUUUAUUACAAGAGAGGAGCUUGAGCAAGCACUUAAGGAGAAGGGCUUGUAUAAUGGGAAAGAAAUCAAGGACAUCAUCGAUGAUGCUGAUGCUGACAACGAUGGAAAUAUUGACUAUCAAGAAUUUGUGGCGAUGAUGAACAAAGGAAACCCUGAUGCGAACCCGAAGAAGAGGAGGGACCUAGAGUUUUAAAUUCCUGGCGUUUGGCAAUUUAUGAAUUUGUGAGGGUACAAUGAGAGGGGAGAGAUGGAAAAAUAGCGUAUGCUUGAAAUUUCUUUAACCUUAGCAUUUUGAUGUACAGUGUUCAUCGAAAUCUAUUGAUGAUUAUUUGGGGUGGUCU